Molecule: messenger RNA, 263 nt
Organism: Racocetra persica
Lineage: Eukaryota; Fungi; Glomeromycota; Glomeromycetes; Diversisporales; Gigasporaceae
Source: the annotation of a GenBank genome assembly
AUGUAUCAUAUUAAAAAUUUGAAUAAUGAAGAUGGAUUAACAUCAUACAACGGCUCGGAACAAACGGAUGGCUUGAAACUAAAUAAUGAGUCAGAUCUAGAUGACCAGAAAUUAUCGUACAGGAAACUUUUCAACAUUCCUUCCAGAUUUAAAUUUACUGAAACACAAUUAAAUUUGAUCAAGAAUGAGCAUGAAAACAUAUUUAUGUGGUUCGUUGCCGUGUCAGAUAGAUCAACUAGCUCAACUAGCUCAUCAGAAUUUAG